Molecule: messenger RNA, 1957 nt
Organism: Aedes aegypti (yellow fever mosquito)
Lineage: Eukaryota; Metazoa; Arthropoda; Insecta; Diptera; Culicidae
Exons: 2
Coding region: 266-1795 (509 amino acids)
Source: RefSeq, a predicted model, not a curated record
AAAACACAAUAAAAAGAUGAGAAUCUUCGCGCUUUUAAUCGCGAUCUACAGCGAUCACAACACUUCGGUGGAAAACGACACGACAGCCGUAAGGUUAUUAUACAUAGCUGGGGUCGAUCUUUCGGUGAUUUGUUUAUUCGGAAUUUGUUUUCCAUUGGAAGAAAUUUCGAUUUAUGGCACUGCAUACGGUAAAAUCGUAUAUAAUCAACACGAUGUUGUGCGGCAUCGUCAGUAGGUAGUGGUGAAUCCUUGAGUGAAAGUCAGUAUGAAGUUGUCGGUGGUGUUUUUAAUUGUGUUUGCUGCACUUGUGGUCGAUUUACAAGCUCAAACUUAUAACAUUAGAGAUAAUUUCUUCAAUCCCGAUAGAGAUGAUGAUAAUGAUGAUCGAGACAGCAGUAAGCUCCCCAUCCCUAUCAUUACUGAUCAAGCUGCAGCCGCUAUAGUUCAAGGGUCCAACAUGCUGGCGGAUGCACUCAAGGCAGCAAUAGCGGAAGAGGUCUUCGAUAAGACGGGAGUCCUUACCAUAGUCCGGUCGUUAGUCACGGAGAUCAACAACAUGCUGAAUAAUCUAUUCACAAAGGUUUCUGGUGCAGUAACUAUUACUAUCACUAGAUCCAGGGAACCAGAAAGUUCCCUGUCGGACUUGAUUUCCGAAGUAAAGGAGGCCGCUGAUGAGAUCCACAGAAUUAUUGACGAUUUGAGGAAAUACGUCAAACCAUCUGAAUUGUCCGAUGUCAGCAACGCCCUAAAUGACAUAGUGAAAAGAGUGUUGAAUCUCGAUAUUUUGAAGCCAAAAUCACGCUCACCAUAUAAUCCAUUCCUCUUCGAUGAAUUUGGCUUUAACCGAAACAAGGAUAAGGAUGCUUACAACUACCAGGGCCUGGAUCUGCAAACGGUGAUUUCCGAUUGGUCAACUGCCAUUGAGGGAAUCGCUAAGGCCGUGCAAGUUCUGGCGAAGGCAAUUCAAAAAGUCAUCUCUACCAGAUCCCUGACAAUCUCGGUCCAGAAAUCGAUCUAUAAAUCUUUGUCCAUCAGUGGAUCGUUUCUGAGUUCGGUCUCGACGAAACUCAACAGUGCUUUGGAGAGCGCGAACACCAAACUCACCAUGUACGGUCAAACGAUUCUCACGCAAGUCAACCAAAGCUAUUCGUCAAUCACGUCGAACCCUAACAAAUGGCAUCACCGUCUGCUCAGCAAACUGUACGAUUUCCUCGCUUCCUACAGUGACUACGUUCACAAAGAUUACCUACACCCAACAUCUGCCAGUAUGAAGAAAGCCGAGAUCGAUAUUGCUUCCGAGUUUAUCAGAGCAACGAGGAAAUCCGGACUGAAGAUCUCAAAGGUAGCCACUUACAUCACCGAUCGUGCCGCAGCCAGUGCCAAUCCUCGAGCCUCGUCCACCUGCUCAAUGAGCCAAAUCACCAUUCUUAUGGGUCCAACCAACUCCCUGACCCGCCUGGCUCAAUGCAUAUCUGUAGAAUCUAGUAAUAUCCACGGUAUUUCUGGUCAAGCGCAACAACUGGUCACUGUGGCGAAAGACAAUGCAGCGAAUAUUGGCAACCAACUGUCGGUCUGUAACAGCGGAACGGACGAAUGUUACCGACAGUUCUCCGAAGUGUUCGACGGCAAGAAGAAGCGUGCCAAAAAAGAUCUGGAAACAGCCGCAGAGCAGGUGGAGAGUAUGAUGAGAAGCAUCACCGAACGGAUCACGAAUUGCCUGAAAGCUGUGGCGGAUGAAAUCGAAUCCACGUGCAGGAAGUGCGAGAAGGAUUUCGAUUUUUGUUUGAGGUUCUGAAGGACGGUUCCAGUUCAUCAAACAUAGUGAUGAGAUUGCAAAAUGCGGGAAGCAAGAUGAAAAUCUAGGCCUCUAUUAAAUGCUCAAGUAAUGCCAGAAGCUUGCCAUGAAAUUUAAGUUAUUGAGACUGAGCUUGAUAUUUAUUUAUUUAGCGAAUUUGAA